CGCUAGUCGCUGGCCGCUCGUGGCCGCGACACUGAUUGCUUUCGGGUCGCGGCCAGACGCCCAGUGCUCACCGCCAUUCGCCAGUACUCUGCGGACUGCAGCGAACGGCAGCCAUGUCCGACGCGGAGCUCAUCUUGCGGACUCUGUUGAACAGAGUACUGGACGAGCGAGGCUACGUGCCGAGAAAUGUGAAAGUAGAAGAAGUGUCGUCCGAUGGCUCCAACUACACGACCAAACUGUUCACCAUCCGGGUGGACUCGCCGGAACAUGUUCAUUUAAACUUGUUCGCCAAAGUUGCCACGCUAAUCGGCAAUCUACGCGAGCGGAUGGGCGCGGACUGGUUGUAUGACACCGAGAGGUUUGUGUACACGGAGCUCUCCGAACUCUACGAACACUUACAGGACAAGUUUGACGUCCCGGCGGAAGACAGAUUCAAUUUCCCGAAGUUCUAUGGAUAUAGUGCGGAGCGUGGCGAGGAAACUAUUAUUAUGGAGAACUUGACAAACGCCGGUUACGUUUCGCUCGGCAGGUUUGAGUCGAUGGAGUGGGAGCACGCUGCGUCUGCCAUGGACACACUGGCCAAGCUUCACGCUUUGUCGUUCGCCUACGCCAAAUAUUACCCUGAACGAUUCGAAAAAGAAGCAGCCGGCAGGGAAUACUUGGUCGGCGGCGGUGGAGACCCGCAUGACGAGAGCACGAAGUUGUUGUGGGAGAAGAUGAUGAGCGGGGCAGUAGCGGCUGUGAAGGAUGAUCAAAAGCAAAGAUUGACCGACUUUUUAUUAAGUAGCACGGACUUUAAGAAGUACAACAAACCAAAUGGCGGGCCAGUGUUAGUGCACGGAGACUACAGACUCAGUAAUGUUCUGUUUAAAAAAGUGGGUGGAAAGUUAAAAUCCAUAGUAGUGGACUUUCAAACGCUCCACGCGGCAAACCCGGCCGUGGACAUCAUCUACUUUGUGUUCCUGGGCUCCGACGAGCUGUUCCGUGAGAAGUAUUACCACCAACUGCUGGAUCACUACUACACAAGGCUGUGCAGCGCCCUACAGAGGUUCCAGUUAGAUCCCCUCGAGGUGUACUCAAGAGAGAAGUUUGACGAAGAUAUUCAAAUAACCUUGCCGUACGCCGUGCUGCUGGGCGUGACGGUACUGCCCGUGGUCACGGUGGAAGCUGCCUCCGCGCCGCAGCUGGCUGGGGACGCUGAUAUCGACAACAUCAUCGUGUCGCCCAACCAGCUGUACCAGGCGCGCUUCAGCGGCAUCGUCGACGACCUGAUACGACUGGGGGCCCUAUAGACCCCACCCACCUCUCUCACCUAGCUUAUUUAUUGUUUAUUAAAUGAACGUCUUCGAUAUUGUCAGCAUCCAGACCGUGUCGGAACGACCGACGCUAGAAGGGUCGAAAAUUAAAAAAAAACUAUUGUUUAAUGUACGUAUUUAUUGUAACAUCAUUAGUAUCAUCAAUCAACGGUAUUAUUAACAAUAAUAAAAAUAAAUUAAUUAUUAAUUAUCAAUAA
This is a messenger RNA of Leptidea sinapis, 1513 nucleotides long. RefSeq lists its product as uncharacterized. NCBI's taxonomy places the organism in Eukaryota, Metazoa, Arthropoda, Insecta, Lepidoptera, Pieridae. The transcript is spliced from 3 exons. The coding region runs from base 114 to 1292 and encodes 392 amino acids. The record is from RefSeq and is a predicted model, not a curated record.